This is a messenger RNA of Parasteatoda tepidariorum (common house spider), 2904 nucleotides long. The record is from RefSeq and is a predicted model, not a curated record. Lineage: Eukaryota; Metazoa; Arthropoda; Arachnida; Araneae; Theridiidae.
GAGUUUCUGGGAACGAGAAUAUCACAUAUAUUCGAUGUAAUAGAAUUACUUAACAUUCUAAAAAAAGAAUGGCUGUUAAAUGUUCAUGAUCUUUUCGAAUCCGGAUAGAUAUUAAUUACAAAAGAUAUAAUUUUGAAUCUCGAUUUUGUAGGUGGUUUGAAAGAGGUUAAAAAGACAGGCGAUGAAUUCGUUGUGCGUUAUUGAUCCGAAAUCCAUGGAAGCCGGCUGAAAACAUUCUCCAGACAAGUCAAUAAUUUGAAAAAAAUUGCGAUGCAUUUCGUUUCUUUUAAAUUUCGAUAGAGUUUUAGAUCAUGGUUGUUUAUUUAAAAACUAUUCUAUGGUUUUUAUGCAUCGUAUUAUGCUGCGUAUAUUCUCAAGUUCCACCGAAGUUAGCCCCUCUUCCUAAGGAAUUAGAGUUCAAGCGAGGAGAACGCUUCCAAUUGGUGUGUUCUUGCAGAGAAGGUGAACCCCCCCUCUCCUUCAGUUGGGUCAGGGAUGGUCAGACACUGGUUGAGAGUAUGGAGGUAUCGGUGAGACGAUUCGAUGAAUUCUCAUCCUCUAUAACCAUAACUGCACUGAGGGAUGAUCAUUCUGGAAAUUAUACUUGCAUAGUCAGCAAUCAAGGUGGAAGUGACAGCUCAACAGUCAAGCUUAGAGUUUUAGUUCCUCCAACGUGGCUGAGACAACCUUAUGACAUGUCUGUUCUUUCUGGUGCAAGAGUCUCACUCCACUGCGAAACUUCGGGCACUCCAAAACCAACAGUGACUUGGAGGAGAAGCAAAGGAUUCAACAUACAGCAGAUGGAAACGUUAGCAACAACUCAAUGGCGCAUAGGGGACGACGGCAGUUUAUCCAAGUCCACUAUCCAAAAAGGAGACGAGGGUUUUUACUCUUGCGAAGUGACCAACGGCGUCGGUGAAGGAUUGCGAAAAACAAUUCGCAUCGAAGUACAAGUUCCUCCUACUGUGAUAAUGUCGGAACACGAGAAGAGUGUGACAAAAGGUGAUCCUGUCAUUCUAAGGUGUGACAUCACUGGUGAUAUGCCUCUGACAAUCCACUGGGGAAAAGUUCACAGAAAUCUUCCCCUCAUCACUGAAGACAGAAUAAGAAUUCAAGAAGACGCAUCGGUUGAAAAUAGCAGUUCUAUGGUAAUCAUUCAAAAUACGGCAGCUGAAGAUACCGGUUUAUACAUAUGUACAGCCAGAAAUACAUAUGGACAGAGUCAAGCAACCCUCAGAUUAAGGGUUGUAGAGAUACCAAGCACUCCCUUGGAUUUUCAGGUUCUUGAAGUUUGGUGCAAAAGUAUGAGACUGAGAUGGAAACAACCCUACAAUGGAAACAGUCCUUUGAAAUAUUACAUUAUUCGCUAUAAACUGAAAGACUCUAAAGGGAAACCUACGGAGACGAAAGUGCCGGACUCUCAGAAUUCAGUGGUGAUCCGGGACUUUCGUCCAUCUACCACCUACAGUUUCCAGUUGCUGGCAGUGAAUGAAGUGGGAGCCAGCGGUGCCUCCUCCAUGAUACACGCAACCACGCGUGAGGAAGAACCGGAGGCUGCCCCUCAAAAUGUGCAUGUCAAAAGUAAAGAUUCUUCUGGUUUCCUCAUUUCUUGGAAAGCUCCCCCAGUGGACAAAUGGAAUGGUGACCUCACUGGUUUCUCCAUCGGCUACAAGAAAGUGUCUCAUGGUGCAACCCGCUCCCACCCAUUCACCUACAAGGUAUUACCUGUUGCCUUAUCUCUCUCCAACCCUGGUCUCGAAGCCUCUCUCACCAGGGAGUACCACAUACAAGGUCUUCAGGAAUCUUCCAGUUACACGGUCGUUGUACAGGCCAUGACAAGAGCAGGCAUUGGACCACCCUCUGAACAAGUUCUCGUCAAGACAUCCUAUAUUGAAUCUCCGCAAGUUCCCACAGUCAGCCUCCUUUUUACUGAACAAACAGUGAUAACACUCACCAUUGAAGAAUCGACGAAAACAACAGCUCCUCCAACUCAAUACAUGAUGCACAUCCGUGAAGGUAAUGGUCAUUGGAUUAAAAUUCCUCUCACUCCCAAUCAAACAGAAUACAAGGUGGGUGGUUUGAUUUCUGGUGGUCAGUACAAACUCUACGUGACAGCUCGAAAUGCCAAUGGAGACAGUGGACCUUCCGACGUUCUCACUUUCAGAACACACCAAGAAAACUCUUAUAAUGCGUCUAAUAAUUUGUCCAGGGACUGCAUCUUAUCAUUUCUUAAUGUUUUUCCAGAAGGUGUUGAGUCACGUGGCUUCCAGUACACUGUACCAGGAUCAUCCGCUCCACCUAGACCUCCUCAUCCCAGCAGUCAACCCUCCUCCUCAUCGGGUCAUUAUUCUACUCUACAGAAUUAUGGGAGUGUCAUACCACCCUGUGAUCCAAGGUUCAGUCAGUUUAUGAUUGACAACAAACUAGCAACACACAUAGUUAGCCUUCCCCCAAAGCCAACUGUUUGAGGAAGAGAGAGAUUGUAAAUAUGUAUCCAUCUGCAGAGAAUAUGUAUAUAAAUGUCUAUAACAUUCACAUACUAUGGAUGUUUUUAUUUUUAUCACAGAUCCUUAGAUGGAAAAGAAGUGUGAUAAUUAAAUAUAUUUUUUAAAAAAACAAAUCUAUCCACUUGAAUGGCUUUUUCUAUUUUUCAUUAAAUUGUUAUCUUGCAAUGAAACACAUUUCUUUAAUUUCGAGUAGGGUUGUAACGUCGUGGGAAGAGAUAUGCUUUUCCAAUGUAACUCUUUUAUUAUUACAGCGGUUGCCAAAAAGACACGGGGGUUCUGAGAGUUUAACCAGCUAUGUUUUUUGUAACUGUGCCAUGUACAGGGUAUAUGCCCACCUGGAAAGUCAUACAUUUUGGUAUUGAACAAAAUGUGUCACGAAAUGUUGUGAUUUUAACUA